GUUUUUGGAUGCUGCUUGCGCAAUUAGUUGCUUUCCACAUAGCAGCAGUGCCAUGGGGCAAGGCGAGUCCAAGCAGCCCGUGGUGGGCUUCUCGCCAAGUGGGUUCCUUGUGACGCAGGAGGAGAUGAAUGAAAUCAUCACUUCUUGCACAGAACAUGCAGCUGGGCUGCAGGCAGCAUCCACUCUGACUGAGGAGCAACAAAAGACAUUGCGAAAGCGGUGUCAGGUCAUGUAUGCCUUGGUCGACGGAGUGAAGCUGGACGCCUUGCUCAACUACAACAAAUGGAAAGAUAAGUUUGAGCUCCUUCAAAAUCAAGUAAAGGCUUCGGAGGAGAUCCCCGCCCAGGUGCUUUCGAUCUUGAUGCUGUGGUACGGCCUUCCAUCUGCGCUGAAGGAUGUGGAUCUAGACGAUCUGUUCAAAAAAAUACCGGACGAGAAGAACGCUAUUACAAAUUUUGCGGACAAGACGGGCUUGUCCGUGAUGAUGAAACUUGGGAAAGGUGUCUACACUGCUUGCAAGCAAGGCAGGCGCACGUUCCUGGAAAACCUUGACGAUGGCAUGACUGAGAUACAGCGUCUCCUCACGCAGCCCACGCCGCAGGAGCAACAUGAACUGUACCAGCUACUGAAUCAUGACAUAGCAGAGAACGACCUUGUCUUUCACAAGUUGAGGUUGGCUAUGAAGGGAAGAUUGGAUGCAAUGAUUGCCGGCCAUUGCUUUGCUGCCACCGGCUGGUACUUUUCUUACACUCCGAACCCAAUGAAAUCAAAGGAGCCGACCCUGAAAGUGGGAAUGUUCGCAACUGUUUGGACUGAAUACAAAUGCCAGUGCAUCGUUGAAGAGGGUGUCAACUUAUCGGAGGAGCUGUUCUGGCAAAUGGUUCCAGACAAACCAGGUCGAACUAAAAGAAUAGAAGGAGAACACGGACAAUUCAAAGUACAUUACGACCUUUACCGUUGAAAUGCUGUGUAGCAGAAUAGAUGUAAUGCUAGUGCCGAAUCUAGCUGUAGGAGCCCUAUGUCCAAAGUUGCGGUUGAUAGGUCUGAGCUUGUUCUGCCAGCACUCAAAAGACGUGCCGGCUGGGCAAAACCAUAUCAUAGAAUAUUUCUUGAAGGAUGUGUGCACUCACUGAAAGUGAUGAACACCUUAUCGAAAAA
Cladocopium goreaui is the source of this 1158-nucleotide messenger RNA. NCBI's taxonomy places the organism in Eukaryota, Dinophyceae, Suessiales, Symbiodiniaceae. The record is from the annotation of a GenBank genome assembly.